UCCUCCUCCUGUCUCUGCCCAGCAGCCCCACGUACAUGCAGGAAAGCUAAAGCUAACAAGGACAAAAUGCCUUUGGCCAAAGACCUCCUCCACCCUGCUCUCGACUAUGAGAGAAGACAACACAAGAAGAAAAGACUUGUUCAGAGUCCUAACUCCUACUUUAUGGAUGUGAAGUGUCCAGGCUGCUACAAGAUCACCACUGUGUUCAGCCAUGCACAGACGGUGGUUCUCUGUGUGGGAUGCUCAACUGUGUUGUGCCAGCCAAAAGGAGGAAAGGCCAGACUGACAGAGGGUUGCUCUUUCAGGAGGAAGCAACAUUAAAAAGGGAAUGCCUCCUCAAUCAUGUCUGUAAUUCAGCCAUGGCGUUGAUAACAUUUUCCAUUGAUUACAAUGUAGUUCAUUCAAUAAUGAUACUGUCACUGUACAAAUGUUCAACUUUUAAGAUGAGUUUCAAAACUUGCUAGCAGUUUUUUUAAAUAUGAAAUGAGAUAUCUCAAUAAAUAAAACUGUUAUAAAAACC
Molecule: messenger RNA, 520 nt
Organism: Limanda limanda (common dab)
Lineage: Eukaryota; Metazoa; Chordata; Actinopteri; Pleuronectiformes; Pleuronectidae
Gene: rps27l
Product: ribosomal protein S27 like
Exons: 4
Coding region: 67-321 (84 amino acids)
Biological process (GO): translation; ribosomal small subunit assembly
Cellular component (GO): ribosome; cytosolic small ribosomal subunit
Molecular function (GO): RNA binding; structural constituent of ribosome
Source: RefSeq, a predicted model, not a curated record